GCUCCCCGCUAUCGCAGCGCCGCCCAGAGGACGACGCGUGGCGGAAGCGCUCCCAGGCUCUAAACUGUGCCACCGGGGGCCGGUGAGCGGGUGCGUGUGUGUGGGGGGUGAGGCCGCGGUGUGAGGUGAGGAAGAAUGAUGUAUAACUUUUGCCCAGAAUGUGGCAAUAAGAUAGAGGCUGAUUUCAAUUUUUGCCCAAAUUGUGGAGUAAAGAUUCCUAAGACUGAGGAGGAAGUGUGUCCCACUGUCACUCAAUCUGCAGGAUCUCCAGCUCUGUCUCCACACAAGGUGAAAGAAACCAAAUUAAAGGCAAGUCCUGCAAAAAAUAUCCUGUCUCGAUCGUUAUCCAGGAGGCCAAUAGCUUCUCCAAAGAGAAAACGAGAAGUUGAAGAGAGAGGUGGAAGUUCUCCAUCCACAGCAGUUGUAAAGAGCCCCAAAGGAAAGCGCCACAAAUACAUUCCAUUGACACCAAUUUCAGAAAAUGAAAUCCUGACUGACCAGAACAACAAGAAGUGGAAACUUAUCAAACUUCUCAAUCAGGAUGAAUCUGGACUCCUCUAUUCAGCAACGGCUUCUGCUGCCUCAAAACAAUGCAGCUAUAUCAUCAAAGUAGACGCAAAAGAUGGUAGAAUAUUCAACGAGCAGAAUUUUCUCCAGAGAGCUGCAAAGCAGAAUUCAGUUGAAAAAUGGAUGAAGUCUCGUCAGAUGAUGUUUCUGGGAAUUCCCCCAUGUGUUGGCUUUGGAUCCCAUCCAGAUAAUUACAGGUUUCUGGUGUUCCCAAACUUUGGUAAGAACCUGCAGACUAUCCUUGAGGAAAGUAAGAAGCCUUUGUCUGAGAAAGCAGUUCUUCAGCUGUCUUACAGAAUGAUUGAUGUACUUGAAUACAUUCAUGAGAACGAAUAUGUGCACGGUGAUAUCAAGGCAGAAAAUAUAUAUGUGAAUCCAUCUGACCUGAAACAGGUGUACCUAGUCGGUUACUACUUUGCAUUUCGAUACUGCCCUGGGGGUAAGCAUGUUGAGUACAGAGAAGGCAGCAGGACACCACAUGAGGGCACUGUGGAAUUAAUCAGUGUUGAUUCACACAAAGGAGUUGGACCUUCUAGACGCAGCGAUCUAGAAACCCUGGGUUACUGCGUGUUGAAGGCUUUGUGUCAUUCUUUGCCGUGGUCUGAAAAGAUUGAUGACCCCAAUUUUGUCAUGGAAGAAAAACAAAGAUACAAAGCUGACAUACCAAGUCUCCUCAAAUAUUGCUUUGGGAAAAGAAAAGUCCCAGGUGAAUUGAAGAACUACUUAGAAAAAGUCAUGUCACUGGACUAUGAUGAGAAGCCAGAUUAUGAAGAGCUUCAAGACCUAUUAAAGCGUGGUCUGCAGAGAUUGAGGUCAUCAGUUGAUGAUCCUGUGGACCUCUGGAUAAACGCUAUCUGAAAAAUUGGUAACCAACUGUGAAACCAGCACAUCAUGUUGAGAUGAACAUUAAAACACAUGCUGUAAAGAUGCACUGUACUUUUUAAAUCCUGAUUGCUUUCUUUUAUAGCCUUCAGUACUUUGCAACAGUUUCAGUGUUAUUCAUUCGCCCAAGGAUUUUUUUGUAAAAGAAUGGGCAUUUGUAUGAAUUGAUAUUUUGGUCAUUUCGUACAUUUGGUGUUUUUACAUGAAAAGUAUUUUUUAUUAUUGGAGGCUUCUCUGUUAGUUUCUAACCUGCUGUAUUUUGGCAUAACUUGAGUCUUGUGCUAAUUGAUCUAAUGGAAUCAAAUGGUCAUCUAUAACUGAGACAUUUAUCAGUAAAUAAACUUUAGAAAUAAUUAGCAAAGUACGUGGUUUGUUGUAGAAACUGUAAAUUUGCUUCCACAGCAGUUUUGUGCUCGUGACCUUUCUACUAUCAGUAGUGCUUUGCAUAGUGUCAUUGUGUAACUCUUUUCUUAAACAUAAUACUAUUGUGCCACUGCAUUCCUUUGGAUGUAUCUACACUACGUUCGAACACAUUCCAGUAAUUUUUCUGUGAUCUGGUGUGUAUUCUUGUGCCUUCAACGUUAGUACCAAGAGAGCUGCGGUAUCCUAGUUGUACUGUACUGUAGCCACCAAUGUUUCCAUUGAUUAAAUAAUUUGGGAUAUCUGCA
This is a messenger RNA of Callorhinchus milii (elephant shark), 2117 nucleotides long. RefSeq names its product VRK serine/threonine kinase 3. Gene Ontology annotation, biological process: signal transduction; peptidyl-serine phosphorylation. The record is from RefSeq and is a predicted model, not a curated record. Gene Ontology annotation, cellular component: nucleus; cytoplasm. The coding region runs from base 136 to 1425 and encodes 429 amino acids. Gene Ontology annotation, molecular function: ATP binding; protein serine/threonine kinase activity. NCBI's taxonomy places the organism in Eukaryota, Metazoa, Chordata, Chondrichthyes, Chimaeriformes, Callorhinchidae. The transcript is spliced from 14 exons.